Molecule: messenger RNA, 3318 nt
Organism: Chanos chanos (milkfish)
Lineage: Eukaryota; Metazoa; Chordata; Actinopteri; Gonorynchiformes; Chanidae
Gene: znf507
Product: zinc finger protein 507
Exons: 8
Coding region: 78-3113 (1011 amino acids)
Biological process (GO): positive regulation of transcription by RNA polymerase II
Cellular component (GO): nucleus
Source: RefSeq, a predicted model, not a curated record
UUUUUUAUUACCCUGGAAACAAAGCUGAGAAUUGCCGUAGCUUUUGGCCAAAGAUCAUUGAGAGUUGCUGAAUCAGUAUGGAGGACAGCAGAGGAGUUGCAGUCCUCGUCCCACACACAAGGGGGCAGCAAGAGGCCGUCUUCAUCUCUGACCAAGACCUGCACAAUAGUGAAGACAAGCAGAGGCAGCAGCAGAAGCAGGCUGCAGAUUCUCUCAUUCAAGUCAUUGAGAAACUCAGCAAGAUUGUAGAGAAACGCCCCAGACGAUGCACGCUCCCUGGGAAGAAAAGACCUCCCCUUGCUUGCGCAUCUGUGACUCUCCCUGACAGCAGGGAUGGCAGCGGAGGGGCUACACCUCCUAAAAAACUUAAAGAACAACAGGGGGAAGAAGAGGAGAGCCAAUCACAAAACUGCUGCGCUGAGUCUGCUCUCAAAACUGAUCCUCCAAGUGGUGGUAGUCGGACUGUCACAUGUUACCAGUGUAGCUUGUGUAGGUUUUUGUCCCCUACACUGGACGUGCUAAAGGAACACUUGCAACAACACAAUGAGCAACAUAGCGACCUCAUCCUUAUGUGUUCCGAGUGUCGUUUCACUUCCAGCCACCAGACAGAACUAGAGGCCCAUGUGCGGCAACACUUAGAUAAAGGGGACUGCACCCAGGGCUCUGUGCCUGAGCCGGCUUGUCAGCAAAUAACUGAAUCCACCACGACCGAUCUGAAAGGGACGAGUGCAGAGUCCAUGAAAACGAAGUCACCAGGAACUGAGGGAACACAACCAACAACCAAGAAGUGGUACAGCUACGACCAAUGCGGUAGAUAUCGUUGUCUGAUCUGCAGUUACGAAUGUGGGCAGCAGCGCAAUCUUAAGACCCAUGCAUGGAAGCAUGCUGGCCUGGUUGACUGCUGCUAUCCCAUCUUUGAAGAUGAAACAGAGGCACGAGAACCCCAGUCAGUACUAGAAGUAGAGGAAGAGGCUAUUGUGGUCUUCACACCAGUGGGAGACAAAAGCCAAUCUCUCCAUGGUGCUUCCACCUUACAGAUCGAACUGUGUGCAUCACCAGAAAUGAAACAUCAAGGAGAGAUGAUCUCUAGGAACAUUAAAGAAUCCAGGAGUCCCUCUACAGUGGAGGCUUUUUCUUCCAAGGGUUCUGUCGCAGAGGAACCCAUGGUAGAAGUUCAGGUGACCACAGAGGCGGUAAUGGAGCUGGAGCUUGAAACUGAGAACCGCCAGUCAACAGAUGCUGACAGCCUGCUCUCUUCAGCACAGAAGAUCAUAAGCUGCAGUGCAAACAGCGAUGGACACGUAAAUGUGAUUGUGGAACGCCUUCCAUGUGCCGAGGAACCAGUUACCAGCAAGCCCCUCCUCCUCAGUCCAGAAGUGGGUGGUGAUAAAACCCUGUUGGCCUCUGAGGAGGUGAGGUCAGAGAGUCAGCCGCAUCCCAUUUAUUAUGAGGAACAAGAGGAGGUGGUGAUUGGCUGGAGUGGAAGUGAUAGACAGCCUAAGACGGAUGAAGGGACCUCAGAUCUCCGGCCUAACGAGAACGCCCCACCGGCUCGCAGAAGGACCCACUCCGAGUCGCUUCGACUACACUCGUUGGCGGCCGAAGCUCUGGUUGCCAUGCCAACCCGAACACCGGAGUUAGGAAAGGCUACAGUGAAGGACAUUGUGGGUCUCACCUCUCAGAGUCCUGAUACAGGGCAGCAACUUGUAGAGAUCACUGCCGCAGCCCAUCCUAAGACUUCAUCGGAGGAGUUCAUGGAUGGGAGCGAAGGUCCAGCAGCCCUUCUUAAUUUGGGACUGGAGGGUCCAGAAGGUUCUAGAGAAGAUGGUAUGGGUGAGGGUCCAGCUAAAGCUGGGAUCAGCAUGUCACUCUUGACAGUCAUUGAGCGACUCAGAGAGCGCUCUGACCAGAAUGCCUCAGAUGAGGACAUCCUGAAAGAACUACAGGACAACGCCCAAAGCCAGAGUGGGGAAACUGGUGCAGGAAUUGCGGUUGGAGGCAUGGAGGACACAUCUACACCCGAUGGAGGUCUCGUGGAGUAUGUGGCAGGCAGCGAUAGGCCAUAUCGUUGUCGAUUGUGCCGCUACAGCAGUGGAAAUAAGGGCUAUAUCAAACAGCAUCUUCGUGUGCACAGACAAAGACAACCCUAUCAGUGCCCAAUCUGUGAACACAUUGCCCAUGACAGCAAAGACCUAGAGAUUCAUAUGAUCCACCACUGCAAGACACGCAUGCACCGCUGCAAACAAUGCGGCGAGACUUUCCACUACAAGAGUCAGCUGAGAAGCCACGAAAGAGACCAGCACGGAAUGGGCGACUCGACACCAACACUGACACCAGUUACCGAAACCACAGUGACCUCAGAAGAGUCGGACAGGAUGAUAGAUAGGGACGUAGUAAAUGAGCAGAAAGUGUAUAAAUGUGACGUGUGUGAUUACACCAGCUCCACAUAUGUCGGUGUACGGAACCAUCGGCGGAUCCACAACUCAGACAAACCUUACAGGUGCUGCAGCUGUGACUUUGCCACCACCAACAUGAACAGUCUGAAGAGCCACAUGAAGAGACAUCCUCAGGAGCACCAAGCAGUGCAGCUGCUGGAACAGUACAGGUGUUCCCUCUGUGGCUACGUGUGCAGUCAUCCUCCGUCCCUGAAGUCACAUAUGUGGAAACAUGCUGGAGACCAGAACUACAAUUAUGAGCAAGUGAACAAGGCUAUUAAUGAGGCCAUCUCUCAGAGCAGCCGAUCCCCAAGCGCGUCUCAGAAGGCAUCUCCAGAGACUACAGCUGACCGCACUGUCGUGGUCCUUGGGAGGAAGGAUUCUGCUCUACCAGGGGACUCCUCAGGUUCCUCCUCCUCCUCCUCCUCCUCCUCCUCCUCCUCCAGUAGAGAACCAAGCAGGGCCGCUCAUGUGCAGAAGGGGGGCUCUGUUCUGCCCAGGACAGGUAUGGAGUACUGCAUGCUGCUGUUCUGCUGUUGUAUCUGCGGCUUUGAGUCAACCAGUAAAGAGCAGCUGAUGGAGCACAUGAAGGAACAUGAGGGAGACAUCAUCAGUAUCAUUCUAAGCAAGGAGCAGCUGGGAAGCCAACCAGCAGAGACGACAAGUGGUAGGCAGUGAAAGUGAGAGUAGGACUGUUCACAGGCAUACACACACACACACACACACACACACACACACAAAACAUGCAGUUCAGCAAAGAGCCAGUAAAUAUAAAGCAAGCUUGAAUUGUGCUUACACAAGUACACAGAGAAAUGCACACACUCACUGACACUGUCCUGUGACUGCUUUGUUCCGCAACAUCCAAACCCAGACACUGAUGUCU